Molecule: messenger RNA, 912 nt
Organism: Suncus etruscus (white-toothed pygmy shrew)
Lineage: Eukaryota; Metazoa; Chordata; Mammalia; Eulipotyphla; Soricidae
Product: taste receptor type 2 member 4-like
Exons: 1
Coding region: 1-912 (303 amino acids)
Biological process (GO): sensory perception of taste; detection of chemical stimulus involved in sensory perception of bitter taste; G protein-coupled receptor signaling pathway
Cellular component (GO): membrane
Molecular function (GO): G protein-coupled receptor activity; bitter taste receptor activity
Source: RefSeq, a predicted model, not a curated record
AUGAGUCAAGAUGCUUCAUAUAUUGUUUCCUCUGCUUUUAUUGUUGCCACAAUUUUUUUGUUUGUGGGACUCAUCACAAACUUGUUCAUUGUAAUUUCCAGUUGCCAGAAUUGGAUGAAAAGUCAUAGAAUUAUUCCUUCUGACAAGAUCCUGGUCAGCCUUGGUAUUGUACGAUUUCUUAGGAUGGCACUGCUGCUCCUGUACUAUCUCUUCCUCUUCAUCUCUCCGGCUCUUCUCAGGUCAGUCCACGCAACUACUUUCCUUGUGGUGUGCUGGAUGUUUUUGGACUCUUGUAGUCUGUGGUUUGUGACCUUGCUGAACACUUUGUACUGCGUGAAGAUUUCUAACUUCCAACAUUCAGUGUUUCUCCUGCUGAAACAAAAUCUCUCCUCGAAGAUUCCUGAGCUACUGCUGGGCUGUGUGCUGAUUUCUGCCUUUCUCACCUUCCCAUAUAUUGUGCUCAGAGAGACGUCACCCACUUCAGAACCCAUGUUUGUAAAAAAUGGCACAGAGUUAGACCUGAAAGAGGACGUUUUAUUUUUGCUGACCUCUUUUGUCCUGAGUUCAUGUCUGCAGUUCAUCAUGAAUGUGACAGUGGCUUCCUUGCUAAUAAAUUCCUUGAGGAGACACAUUCAGACGAUGCAGAGAAGUGCCACCGACUUUUGGAAUCCCCAGAUUGAAGCUCAUGUGGGGGCCAUGAAGUUGAUGAUCUAUUUCCUCAUCCUCUACAUCCCUUGCUCUGUUGCUACUCUGUUCCUUUAUCUACCUUUCUCUGUUAAGAUGACUUUGGUAGUCAAAUUGAUUUGUAUGAUUAUUUCUACCUUUUAUCAUCCGGGACAUUCUAUUCUCAUUAUUCUCACACAUCCUAAACUGAAAACAAAAGCAAAGCAGAUUUUUUGCUUCAACAAAUAG